AUAAACCGCGGUUGGUUCCGACUACACAAGCCUAUCGAUACGCUGAACACGUGUUGAGUUUAUCGAGAGUACUUCCUAGCAAAACCUUCCAGAAACGGGAUAACUUACAGCGUCUAUGACAGCAGUUCUUCACCCAUGGGAAUCAACAGUUUGGUUUCUCAUUUUAUUUACGAUAUAAGAUUUUUCUGUGGGGUAGAACAUGAAACCUAACUCGUAAAUUAGAACCUAAAAAUCGUAUAUUUCUUGCAUGUUGGUGAAUGAAUCUGCUAUCUGCUGGGAAUAUCUCCACGUGGGUGUAGGACUAACGUGGAAGUCGGGACAUCUCGUAGACUUUGACUUCUAAUAUGCGUAUGUAGGAUGCUUGCUUAUCUCCGUGAUGAGGCCUAUCAAAACAGCAAUCAUUCCCUUGUAUGUCAGGACAUUUUAUUUGCACGACAUGAUCGGAGCGCGUGAUAGAUAAAUUCAGCUGGCUUCGUCACUCAUCUUGCUGCCCUUCACAGUCACUAAUAGGACUCGGGAGUAAGAAGUUAUCUCGAAAGACUGCUGUGAGGAGCAAAUCGAUAAAAUGCGGUUAAAUAUUAUUUGCAUAUCGGCAUUCUUAAUCUUUCUGGUGCUUUUUCUGUGCUUAAAUGUUGCUGGGUUCUACAUGCGAUAUUCGAAUAAUACGCAUUCUUGGUCAAAGCCAUUAUUUAACACCAAUCUUGCCAUCCAUGAAUUACCGACUGAAUUUUCACGCGAUGAUGAGAUAUUUGUUGACGAAGCAUUGGAAGGAAGCAGUGAAGGUAAUUUCUGGAGAAUUGAACCCGAAAUUUCAGUGGAGUCACAUUCACUGGAUGAUGUCUUGAGCGCCCAAGAAAUAGUCUACACGGCAGCUGUGCUCGAGAUGGAGGCGGAUAGAAACUGGACUCAAGGCGGAAGCGAACAAAUUUUCAAACGGAACAUUCGCAGCAUCGAGUUUUAUGCCGCCCAAGCCAAAAUUCUGGGAGCCGACAUCGUGCUGUGCCCGGAGUACGGGCUGGAGGGACUGGACCAUCACUCACGGAACCAGUCCGUGUUUAGCGCGCUCAGCCUUGCUGUUCCCUCGCCGCUAGAGAGCGUGGCGCCUUGUGACGUCAACAGUUCAGUCUUUGAUCCGCUGCACGAGUUGAGCUGCACAGCACGCCAUCAGCAGUUGUACUUGGUUGUUGACUUAGCUGAAAAAUCCUGCAAAAACGAUACCAUCGCAGCAGAAUGCGCGCCCGACCAGCUCGUCUACUACAAUACUCAGGUCGUUUUCGAUCGUACGGGCGUGGUCGUAGCCAGGUACCGCAAACGCCAUCUUUUUUUGGAACCGAAAUUCUCGCCGAGUCCCGACUCCAUGGAUGCCGCUCUCUUCACUUCGGACUUCGGCGUCACGUUCUCAUUGCAGAUCUGCUUCGACAUUCUCUUCGAGGAUCCUGGCUACGCUAACGUACAACGCAACCUCACGCGCGACAUCGUCAUGAGCACAGCGUGGGUGGACGUGGCGCCAUUUAACCUGGCUCCAAAUGUUCAGAACUCGUUCAGUCGUCGGCUGGGAGUGAACCUGCUGGCGUCCAACUACCACUGGCCGGAGCAGAGCAAGCUGGGGUCGGGAGUGUACCGCGGCUACAGCGAUAUGAAGCACGCGUACACCUACGAUCAACAUUCUGGAGACGUGCUCGUCGUCGCCCCCGUCAGGACGCGCCUCUCGACGGCGCCCCUGCGACCGCCCUCACCUCGCCUCUCCCGGCCUAUGAUCCUUAAGUACAAAAAACCGUCUGAUGGUCACCGCCAGCUGAACGUACGGCGCUUCCCUAUGAAGCUCCUGAGCACCAGCGACGUUCUCAAUGCUUCUUCGACGGCAGGACAAGAAUUUCACGUUCAAGUGUGCCACAAGAACCUGUGCUGUGACUUGCAGUACCAGUACAUGGCCUCUGAGAAGCAAGUAUACCGUUCAGUGGCAUACAGUGGUCUCUUCCCUGCCGGGGUGAAGCUCAUCUACUUGCAACUCUGCGGUGUCGUUUGGUGCAAAUCCACUGACGUAGAUUCCUGCUCCGACUAUGUAACUCAGAUGGAUGCCUCCUCGGAUGUCUUUGGACCUUUUAAUGUUGCAGGAAACUUUACGAGUGACAUCACAUUCCCAAACGCGAUGACCAGGAAUGAGACGCUUGUCUCCAACGAUCUCUACGAGUUCACCGAAGAACCUGGUUAUUCCUCCAAGCUCGAGUUCAAACAAGAGGUUCCGUUUUUGCUCACAAGUUACUUGGCCGGCAGGAACUUUUCCAGAGACGUGCCGAACCGACAGCUCACUCAGGAGGAGCAAGAGUCUAUUCUUGGGGUUGCAAAUUUGUUUAAUUUUAUUGUAUAAUUUUUCAUCAAUUAAUUGAUUAGUACUAUGUCAGAUUGCGUCUUGAGCAAUGUAAAUUCAUCGACAUUAUCCUUCGAUGAUGUUAUAUUUCUCUUCCCAAUAAUAAAUGUAAAAAUAAAAUGUAAUGAUUUUGUAAAAGCUUGCAUGCACAUUUUGUGGAGGAUGAAAAGCAAUCUUCAUCA
Molecule: messenger RNA, 2550 nt
Organism: Hyalella azteca
Lineage: Eukaryota; Metazoa; Arthropoda; Malacostraca; Amphipoda; Hyalellidae
Product: pantetheinase
Exons: 8
Coding region: 566-2368 (600 amino acids)
Source: RefSeq, a predicted model, not a curated record